CUCAAUACAGAAGGCUCCUCUUUCGCAGGCAUUGCAUUUUCUUGGCUGCGGGAGAAGGCAGAGAGAGAGAGAGAAUAUGGAUGUGAAACUCUAUGAAGCAGCACUAAUGGGAAACGUUCAAUCUCUGUUUGAAAUACUUGUAGAAGAUCCUCUCAUUCUCGAGAGAGUUUCUGUCAAAGAGUCUCCCUUGCACACAGCAGCUCUCCUCGGUCACGUAGACUUUGCAAAAGAGAUCCUCCGUCGGAAGCCCCAACUCGCCCGUGAAUCCAACUCCCAAGGAUUCUCCCCUUUGCACUUGGCAUCAGCGAAAGGCCAUCUUGAAAUCGUAAAAGAGCUUCUGAAGGCCGAUUCCGACAUGUGCCUUGUUCGGGACCGUGACGGACGGACACCUCUCCACAUAGCUGCGAUGAACGGCCGAGCCGACAUCUUGAAGGAGUUAGUUCGUGCCAGACCUGUUGCAACUCGGGUAACGACAGAUCGAGCGGAGACAGUUUUCCAUGUGUGCGUGAAGCAUAAACAUUUGGAGGUUUUGAAGGUGUUGGUGGAGGCCCGAGACGAUGGUGAGGUUGUGCGCAUGAAAGAUGAUGGCGACAACACUGUCCUCCACCUUGCUACUGCAGAGAAGCAGAUUCAGAUGGUCGAGUAUUUGGUUAGCAAGACCAAAGUGGAUGUAAACGCCAUCAACAUAAGUGGCCUGACUGCCUUCGACAUCUUACUAAACAGUCCACAUGAACGAGCUGAUAAAGAGCUGAAAGCUAUCCUUAAAAAAGUGGGAGCAAGAAGCGCAGAAGAAAUAUUUCAUCCCUCGCCGGGCCCGAUUUCAUUAGCAAAUGAGAUGGAAUUGCCAACUAAAAGGAGGAAAACAAAGAAAAGAAAGAGAGAUCACGAUAGGUGGCUGGACGAGACACGGAGCACACUAAUGGUUGUAGCUAUCUUGAUCGCGACAGAGACUUUUGAAGCUGGCCUCAACCCUCCUGGCAGUGUUUGGCAAGACACCCUAGAAGACAACACAGGAAGUGGAAAAGGGCACACAGCUGGGGAGGCUAUAAUGAGCUAUAUAUAUUGGAAAGAAUACAGGGUCUUCAUGAUUUUCAACAGCACUGGGUUUAUUUCAUCUCUGCUUAUAAUCCUAUUGCUGAUAAGUGGAUUCCCUCUUGAACGGAGAGUCCUGUUGUGGAUUCUCACGAUCUUCAUGUGGGUUGCUGUCUCCUCGAUGAUGGUCACAUAUGGCUGCUCUCUUUAUACUCUCUCCUCAGAUGAAGUCUUCAAUAGAAUUCCAUGGCUUACAGUUCGAAAUACAUUCUUCACGUGGUUAGGGAUAAUCGGGCUGCUAUUUGUAGGACAUCUGUAUCGUUUUGCUUCACGCAGGUUCAAGAACUUGCAACUCCUGAGGAAGAAAGAUAGGCUGUUGUCGAUGGAUAAGAGGAAUGUUGGACUCGUGAAGAAGAAAAACAAGCGAUAUUCAACGGAUGAGAGGAAUACAGAUGUUGAGUUGAACAUUGGAUGAUAUAUCUUAAUCUUGUUGAGAAAUAGGAAACAUCCAAUGGGCACCCGAUCACUUAGCUGGCCUCUGUUAUUUUUUAUGUUGUUAUUUUUUAUGCCUUUCUGUUGCUACUUUUGCCUUCCAUACGUCAUACUGUAUUGCUGAUCUUGUUUUGUUCAUGUACACCUUUUUUAUUCAUCCACAUAAUAAAUUAAAUACAGGUAGUCAUUAA
Messenger RNA from Magnolia sinica, 1715 nucleotides. RefSeq names its product ankyrin repeat-containing protein BDA1-like. Gene Ontology annotation, molecular function: protein phosphatase 1 binding; protein phosphatase regulator activity. Bases 77 to 1507 code for a protein of 476 amino acids. The record is from RefSeq and is a predicted model, not a curated record. Lineage: Eukaryota; Viridiplantae; Streptophyta; Magnoliopsida; Magnoliales; Magnoliaceae. The transcript has 2 exons. Gene Ontology annotation, cellular component: plasma membrane.